UAUCUUAUUCAGAUAAGAGGCUAUGGCGCUUCCGUCCAUUGCGAUAUAGCACGUCCACUCUUCAACGCCAUUAAACUGAUAAUAUCCCUUCUUCAACCUUCUUCCUCCCUCCUUCCCUCUAAAAACUGCAAAACAAUGGCGUCUUUUCAAGCCUCACUGCAAUCCAAUCACGUUCGUCCCGUGCAAAUCCCCAGAAGCUUCCUCUCCCAAAAGCCUGUCCUCAACCUCUCAUUCUCCGGCACCAAUUUCCCUUCUCUCAAACUGAAGUUCCCCGGCACCGUCACCAACCGCCGAUCCAACGGCGCCCUCGGAGCUAAGAUGUCGGCAACCGCCGCCGCUAGCUACGCCCUCGCCCUCGCGGACGUCGCCAAAGCCAACAAUACCCUCGAUGCCACCACCUCCGACAUCGAGAAGAUCGAGGAAGUCUUCUCCGACCCUCAGGUGUUCGGCUUUUUCUCCAACCCAACUAUCGAUCUGGAGACCAAGCGCAAGGUAGUGGAUGACAUUGCCACCUCCUCGAGCUUGCAGCCUCACACUCGUAACUUCCUCAACAUUCUUGUGGACGCCAAGAGGAUUGAUCUGAUCAAGGACAUAGCAAAGGAGUAUGAGUUCGUCUACAACGACUUGACGAACACAGAACUCGCGGUGGUGAGCUCGGUGGUGAAAUUGGAGGCGGAGCAAUUGUCGCAGAUAGCGAAGCAGGUGCAGAAGCUGACAGGGGCAAAAAAUGUGAGGAUCAAGACCGUGAUUGAUCCGAGUUUGGUGGCCGGAUUCACCGUCAGGUAUGGGAAUUCUGGAUCAAAGUUGAUUGACAUGAGCGUGAAGAAGCAACUUGAGGAUAUUGCGGCUCAGCUCGAUUUGGGUGACAUCACACUCACUGUAUAAGCCUAUCUAUCUACUGUUUAUGGUUCAAUUCGAUAAGGCGUUCCCAUUCUUUCUCCCUCUUUCUUUUUGUAGUUAAAAGCGCGUCUUUGUGAAAACAAUUUCUGGGUUUUAAAUGGUGAGAUUUUGCUGCAUAUACUACUCACUGCAUGAUGAAAUUGCAAAACUGGCUCCCUGUACUUUUAUAACCAUAUACUGGAAACGUGAAUAUCUCCAUUAUCUCUGUGAAGGGA
Molecule: messenger RNA, 1115 nt
Organism: Neltuma alba
Lineage: Eukaryota; Viridiplantae; Streptophyta; Magnoliopsida; Fabales; Fabaceae
Product: ATP synthase delta chain, chloroplastic-like
Exons: 1
Coding region: 136-885 (249 amino acids)
Biological process (GO): proton motive force-driven ATP synthesis
Cellular component (GO): membrane
Molecular function (GO): proton-transporting ATP synthase activity, rotational mechanism
Source: RefSeq, a predicted model, not a curated record